Molecule: messenger RNA, 1225 nt
Organism: Galdieria sulphuraria
Lineage: Eukaryota; Rhodophyta; Bangiophyceae; Galdieriales; Galdieriaceae
Product: V-type H+-transporting ATPase subunit d
Exons: 1
Coding region: 36-914 (292 amino acids)
Cellular component (GO): vacuolar membrane; proton-transporting V-type ATPase complex
Molecular function (GO): proton-transporting ATPase activity, rotational mechanism
Source: RefSeq, a predicted model, not a curated record
UCCUAUAUUUCUUUGCAUUGUAGAAUUUGGGUUUCAUGGCUUCUGCUGCUGGAGACCGACUCAAUGUAGUGCCUUCAAGAAUGACUUUGACACAAAUAAAAGGUCGUUUAGCGGGAGCAAAUAAAGGACAUAGUAUGUUGAAGAAAAAAAGCGACGCGCUUACUGUUCGUUUACGCUCCAUCUUGAAACAGGUGUUGGAGAAGAAGAACCUAACUGGAGAUGUUUGUCGUGAGGCGCUCAUCUCACUAGCAGUUGCCAAGUAUAUAGUAGGAGAAGAUUUCAAGUUACACAUCAUGGAAAAUGUGGACAAAAGUUCGUUGAAAGUUUCUUUUCAUUCGGAGAAUAUUGCAGGAGUCACUAUUCCUGUGUUUGAAAAAGUUUCCGUUGACGACGAUGGUACAGAAUAUUAUGGCGAAAGUGUGAAAGACAUAUCAGGGAAUGGAGUUUCUAAGGAAAUAUCUGAAGGUCUUUCCAACAAGUUCCAUUCAUAUGUCUCUCUUAGUGGGUUAUCAAAGGGAGGACAACAAAUCGCUACUUGUGGUGAAAAUUUUCGUAAAGCAGCAGAUACUCUUAUAUCGCUAGCAGAACUUCAAACUAGCUUUACUCUUCUUGAUGAAGCAGUGAAAAUUACCAACAGGAGAGUGAAUGCCUUGGAGAAUGUAGUUAUCCCACGUUUAGAAAACACAGUUGCAUAUAUUAUCAGUGAGUUGGAUGAGUUGGAACGAGAGGAAUUUUUUCGUUUGAAACUGGUUCAGAAUUGGAAAGAGAGAGAAUCGAAGAAUGCUCAACAAUUACGAGAACAAUUGGAACGGACUAGACAAGGUUUCUCUUCGUUUGAAAUGGAUUCGUAUGAAACGAAAGAACGACUUGUAGAGGGAUUGGCAAGUAAUGAUGAUUCUGAUAUUAUUUUUUGAGGAGACAUUAUGGUAAACAAACUUUUAUGGAGUUUAUUUUAACUGGACUUGAUGUCACCAUUUGUAGAGGAAGUGAUUGGGAGACGUUCCAUGAACGUUUCCAUUGUUCUUGCACUUUGUUUAUAUUGGAGCACCUCAAGUCAUCAAAUAACAUGUUGUUGAGACUGUAUAGAAUAGGGUUUGCUUCUAUAGUUUAUGUUGCUUUGUUGUUCUAAUACUUCAUAUACUUUGUGCUUGUAUGCUGAUUCGAUGACCAUUUUACACUGUCUGUAUAUUUGUCGUUGUUUCUCAACGUGAGAUAAUGUUAUCUU